Gracilinanus agilis (Agile Gracile Mouse Opossum) is the source of this 1185-nucleotide messenger RNA. RefSeq names its product somatostatin receptor 4 (gene SSTR4). Gene Ontology annotation, molecular function: neuropeptide binding; somatostatin receptor activity. NCBI's taxonomy places the organism in Eukaryota, Metazoa, Chordata, Mammalia, Didelphimorphia, Didelphidae. Bases 1 to 1185 code for a protein of 394 amino acids. Gene Ontology annotation, cellular component: membrane; neuron projection. The record is from RefSeq and is a predicted model, not a curated record. The transcript has a single exon. Gene Ontology annotation, biological process: neuropeptide signaling pathway; cellular response to glucocorticoid stimulus.
AUGAGCGGCCCCGCGACACUAGCCCCUGGGGUGGAGGAAGCCGUAGCUACAGGAAUAAUUGGAUUUUGGACCGACUGGCCCAGGACCCCCAAUGUCAGCCGCCCCCCAGGAAGUAUGGUUGGGGAAGAUGAAGGAAGCGGGGCAGGGGGUGAGGCUGGAAUGAUAGUAAUACAGUCCAUCUAUGCACUGGUGUGUCUGGUGGGGCUGGUGGGUAAUGCCUUAGUUAUCUUUGUCAUUCUGCGAUAUGCUAAGAUGAAGACAGCCACCAAUAUCUACCUGUUGAAUCUGGCCAUUGCUGAUGAACUCUUUAUGCUCAGUGUGCCCUUUGUAGCCUCCUCUGCUGCCCUACGCCACUGGCCCUUUGGCUCUGCCCUCUGCAGGACUGUGCUGAGUGUUGAUGGCCUCAAUAUGUUCACCAGUGUCUUCUGCCUGACAGUGCUCAGUGUAGACCGAUAUAUUGCUGUGGUGCACCCCCUGAGAGCUGCCACCUACCGAAGGCCCAGUGUGGCCAAGCUCAUCAAUGGAGGAGUGUGGCUGGCAUCCUUGCUGGUCACUCUGCCCAUUACCAUCUUUGCAGAUACCAAGCCUACUCGAGGGGGCCAGGCGGUGGCCUGCAACCUGCACUGGCCUCACCCAGCCUGGUCUGCUGUCUUUGUGGUCUACACCUUUCUCCUGGGUUUCCUCCUUCCUGUCCUAGCCAUUGGCCUCUGUUAUCUGCUUAUUGUGGGCAAGAUGCGAGCAGUGGCCCUCAGGGCUGGUUGGCAGCAGAGACGCCGUUCAGAAAAGAAGAUCACCAGGUUGGUGCUCAUGGUGGUAGCUGUCUUUGUGCUUUGCUGGAUGCCUUUCUAUGUGGUACAGCUGCUGAACCUCUUUAUGCCUAGCCUGGAUGCCACUGCUAACCACGUGUCACUCAUCCUCAGUUAUGCCAACAGCUGUGCAAAUCCUAUUCUAUAUGGCUUCCUCUCAGAUAACUUCCGGCGUUCUUUCCAGAGAGUGCUCUGCCUUCGUUGUUGUCUCCUGGAUGCUGCUUCUGCUGCUGAGGAAGAACCAUUGGACUACUAUGCUACAGCCCUCAAGAGCAAAGGGGGUGGGUGCAUGUGCCCAGCUCUGCCCUGCCAGCAGGAGCCUGUGCAUCCAGAGCCCUGUGGCAAGCACAUCACCCUUACCAGGACCACCACCUUCUAA